Brassica napus (rape) is the source of this 399-nucleotide messenger RNA. RefSeq lists its product as uncharacterized. The coding region runs from base 1 to 399 and encodes 132 amino acids. The transcript has a single exon. NCBI's taxonomy places the organism in Eukaryota, Viridiplantae, Streptophyta, Magnoliopsida, Brassicales, Brassicaceae. The record is from RefSeq and is a predicted model, not a curated record.
AUGGACUGGUUCUACAACCACCCACAGUUAAAACAUAUAUUUCAUUUGAAAAACCCAAAACACAAGUGGACGGGAAUCUGGAUGCUCGUUCUUCAUACAACUAAAACAAAGAAUGAUAAGGAGUUAUGGUUCAUUGUCAAUGGCGUUCCUAUCCGAUACUCCCUCAGAGAAAUGACACUCAUCUCGGGACUACACUGCUAUGCUUAUCCCAACAACUAUGAUAGGAUGGGUGGUUCAAGCUUCAUUGAGAAGCAUUUUGAAUCAUGGAAGAAGAUUAAAUACGAGACUGUGGAGAAGAAGCUGAAGGCAAUGAAAGGGCGUUUCUCUGGGGAGCGUCUGAAGAAGGAUGUCUUGUAUUUCUUAUACACUGUCAUCCUAGGACCCAAAAAGACUGGAUAA